GGCGUUUUCUCUGAGAUAUUCUCGUCUUUUCUUUUAUGAUAUGUUUUUGCGAUAAAUACUACGAAAGUCUCGCGAAAUAUCCAUUCAUUUGAUUAUUAUUUGAUUAGAAAUUCAUUUGUCAAACGACUCGCAAAUCAGUUAUCAUUUGAGCGAUCGGUCAGUGAUUGUCAUCCGUGUCCACACAUCUGCUCACAAGUAGUGCGAAGAGACGAAGAAAUGGUUGAUUACAGCAAAUGGAAGUCAAUUGAGAUCAGUGAUGACGAGGACGACACGCAUCCCAACAUAGAUACGGCCUCUUUGUUCAGAUGGAGACAUCAGGCGAGAGUGGAGCGCAUGGAUGAGAUGCAGAAGAGUCGACAGGAGCUCAGAGAGCAGAUGAAGGAGACGGAGAAGCAGCUGAAGGAGGUGUCACUUAAGGCCAAAGCGAGUGACGACAAUGAAGCGAAAGAGAAGCUCAAGAAACUGGAGUCCGAGAAGAAGGAGUUGGAGGACAAGGAGUUGGAGUUGGAGAAGAAGGAGAAGACACUGCCCUGGAAUGUGGACACCAUCUCGAAGGAGGGCUGGAGUAAG
Oppiella nova is the source of this 570-nucleotide messenger RNA. NCBI's taxonomy places the organism in Eukaryota, Metazoa, Arthropoda, Arachnida, Sarcoptiformes, Oppiidae. The record is from the annotation of a GenBank genome assembly.